Molecule: messenger RNA, 861 nt
Organism: Rotaria socialis
Lineage: Eukaryota; Metazoa; Rotifera; Eurotatoria; Philodinida; Philodinidae
Source: the annotation of a GenBank genome assembly
AUGCCCCCAACUACUCUGACUAUUGCUGCUCGUAUCCAUGAACAUUUAGAAAGUGGAAUAGAAAUAAUAGAAGCGGAUAAAAUCUAUAUGCAUCCAGAUUUGGUUGGCAGUUCAGAUGGAUAUCAGAGUGACAUUGCUAUUCUAAAUUUGUUAAAGUCACUUAGCAUUGAGACUGGUCCGUUUUUAAAACGUACUUGUGUACCAUAUUUCAAUGGGUGUAUUGAUCUGACACAGUAUCCGCUAAACAAUACUCGUCUAACUGUGGUUGGAUGGGCGGCCGCACUGCUAUCAACCGACUCAUCUAAUAUUACAAUACUUGGUCGAAAUGCAAAGUCAUCGCCUAAUAUUAAGUUGUCAGAAGUUUUUGUUAAGUAUCAAGGAUCAGACUCCUUUAAUACAGUACUCAGUGGCAAUUUUGUUUUUAUACCAAAUUUGAGCAAAGCAUUUGUUAUUACACAGCCAACAUUUUUCAAAAUAACAUUUCAAGGUUGUAUUUAUAAUGGCGGACAAUACUUGCAACAGUUUGUUCAAAUAAUUAUUAAUGAUUAUUUGAUUCUUGCUAAUAAAUUAGUGCCGAAUACCGUUCAAAGAGUUAAUUAUGGUCUUGGUUUGGCUUUAAAUGAUGUAGACACGAUUGGUGGUAUAUAUUUCGCGACUAAUCAGUACUAUUCAAUUACACCAAUUACGCGAAUUGCUCACGUAUAUUUACCAGCUGGAACAUACAUAUUUGGUGUUGGUACAAGAAAUGACAGAAACACAGGCGAAAUUAGGGGUGGUAUUGUUACGUAUGAAUCGACACAAUUUGAAAAUGAUCGUUUACAACAAGUUGGCGAUUAUAAGCUUGCUAUAUUUCCUAAUUGA